Messenger RNA from Lodderomyces elongisporus, 2379 nucleotides. RefSeq names its product Chs4p (gene CHS4). The coding region runs from base 1 to 2379 and encodes 792 amino acids. Gene Ontology annotation, molecular function: protein binding. The transcript has a single exon. Lineage: Eukaryota; Fungi; Ascomycota; Pichiomycetes; Serinales; Debaryomycetaceae. The record is from RefSeq and is a predicted model, not a curated record.
AUGAGCACAACUUCACAACAUCCAUAUCGUCAGGUAUCGGGCAGUUCGUCAUCAGCACCACCAUACCCGGUACUGGACUUUAAUGUUACUAAUAGCCAGAGUGAUAGAUCAGAUAGCUCGCCAAGUAUGACUGAAGUCACCUCGGGCUUGGAAGACAUGCAUAUGACAUCCACAUACAACAAAGGUUCCAAUCACCUGCAACUGCAAUUGCAACAGCAGCAACAGCAAGAGCAAGAGCAACAAUAUCAACAACAACAACAACAACAACAACCAUAUAGAAGCCUAUUGGCAGUCAACGAGCCUCCACCAUCACAACAGCAACAACAGAGAAAUGCAAGUGCUGGUGCUUUUAGCCAAUACAGCGGCUCUAAUAUCAACUUUCCUCCACACUUGGUUCCCAACUUGUCACAAACACAACAAGCACCACAACUACCAACAUCCGACCAUUAUAUCCCUCAACAACAACAGCAGCAACAACAGCAGCAACAGCAACAACAACCGGCCCAAAUCUCACCAGUACGUACUCAAACUUUUGAACAAACUGCUCCAUUUAACCACUCACCAAAGAUUGGUUCAACUGUAAAUGUGAAAUCACCAACCAUGCCAUACCCCAUGUAUGAAACUUCAUCGACACCACCGCCAGUUUUCGGCAACUCCAAGGAUAGCAUUGUGGUUUCACCACCAUCAAACCCAUUGUCAACAGCAUCAUCAGUCACAAACUUAAACUUGAACACAAAUAACACCACAGCAAGCAACCAAAACAACUUAUCAUUGGAUAACCAGAUGUUUAGCAGAUCUGAAAACAACUUGAGCAUGCCAUCACCAAUGGGAAAGUUUGGCCACAGCCGUUCGGUAUCCUCGACCUCAUCCUUCUUUUAUGAGAGAAAUGACAACGCAUCAAUGGUUGAUUUCAACCAAAAUGUCAUUCAGCAAUACCUCGGCUCCAACUCGCAACAUUUAAUGCCCAGAAUCAAAACAUUGGAAUUGUAUCGUAAAAAUGCUAAAAAAUCAAACGAUGCCAAUGUCUUGUUCCAAUAUGCACAGUAUAUGUUGCAAACUGCAUUGCUCUUGGGACAGGAUAUCAAUAACUCGACAAAUGCAAAUGCAGCUGGAAAUACAGCUGCAAACACAAAUACUAACACAAACACAAACACAACUUUGUCAUCACAAUCCUCGGGCGAAAACACUCCUCUGUAUAACAACUCUCCCAGAAAGGGACCUAUGGACGCAAAGGACAGGGACUCCAAAGCUCAUAAGAAAAAUAAAUCUAUUGACUUUUCAAAUAUUGAAUUAGAAGGCAAUGAAAAGAAGUUGAAAAAAUCACUUUUAAAGGAAGCCGUGUUUUACUUGAAGAAACUCUCGGAUAAAGGUUAUGUCGAAGCUCAAUAUUUGUUGGGAGACGCAUAUUCUUCUGGAGCAUUGGAAAAAAUUGAUAAUCGAGAAGCAUUCAUUUUGUUCCAGUCUGCUGCUAAACACGGACACGUUGAAAGUGCAUACCGUACCUCGUAUUGCUAUGAAGAAGGGUUGGGUACCGGUCGCGAUGCACGAAAAGCUGUAGAGUAUUUGAAGAUUGCUGCUGCCAAGAAUCACCCGGCAGCAAUGUACAAACUUGGAGUAUAUUCCUUUUAUUCAAGAAUGGGGUUGCCGAACGAUAUGAAUACAAAGAAGAUGGGUAUCAAAUGGCUUACACGUGCUACUAAUGUUGCGACAGAAUUAACGGCAGCAGCACCAUUUGAGUUGGGCAAGUUGUACUAUAAUGGAUUCGAGGACAUCAUUAUUACCGAUCGUAAGUAUGCGCUCGAACUAUACGCACAAGCUGCAGCAUUGGGGCACACUCAAUCUGCCGCGAUAUUGGGUUCGCAUUACGAGUAUGGCGAUGAUAUUAUCCCACAAGACUCCAACUUAUCCAUACACUACUAUACGCAAGCUGCGUUGGGUGGUGAUGCACACUCGAUGCUUUCAAUGUGUGCAUGGUAUCUCGUGGGCGCUGAUCCUUUUUUGCCCAAGGAUGAAGCCGAAGCGUUUGAAUGGGCCAAGAGGGCAGCGCUGUGCAAUUUGCCCAAGGCGCAGUUUGCGUUGGCAAAUUUCUUUGAGAAGGGAAUAGGAUGUGUAAAGAAUGUUGCUGAGGCACAAAUGUGGUAUAGAAAAGCUGCCGAGAAUGGCGAUGAGAAAAGUCUUGCAAGGUUGACUGACCGUGAAUUGGCAAAGAAUAUACAAAAAAAAUUGAAAAAGUCAGGUAAGUUUGCAUCUGCAAAUAAUUAUGGCCAACCCAGCUACAAUGGAGUAGGUGCAAGUAGUAAUGGACAGCUGACUAGAGCAGGUACCGGAGAUGCAGGGGCUGCAGGGGCUCAGAAAAAGAGAGAUUGUGUCAUCAUGUAA